UUGGUGGAAGGCAACUCUAUGCAAAGUCCAGACCUUGAGGUGGCCCUAGAAGGACGUGCCUGGGUUUUACUCUUCUUGCUUUCAUUAGAUCGAUUUGUGAUUCAAUGGGAACCUUUAUCGGUCACGUGUAUCCAGGGUUGUUCCUACUCGCAUAUGGACUGUAUCGAGCAGUAGUGGUCUCCAAAGCUGUGAUAUUCAGCGACUCUUUCCCGGAUCCUUCUUUGCCUCCCAAGAAUAAGGGGAGAUGGGCCAGGCUGUGGAAAAUGUCCCACAGAGGUUUGCUGAAGAUGCUGACUGGCUUUGGCUUGAUGGCGUAUGAGAUCAGCUGCGUUGAGAGAGGGUUGACACUGAUGAACAGGGACCUGCCACCAAGAUUCAUGUACGCCAAACAGUGGCAGCACCUCACCAUGUUCAUCCUCCUCACCCUCAACGGCUGUAUAGACAUCAUGAGCAAAAAUUUGCUGCCUCAGCGCUGUGUGCCCCUAGAGAAAGGGAUCUUGGUGCUGACCUUUUAUGUGCUCCUGCUGCUGUUGGUGUCGCAUGUCCAGGACUCCGUGGGGGUGGAGAUGCAUGUCCACUGUCUGCUCAUCUUGGUGGUGUUGCUGCUGAUGCUGGUGUUCACCGCCAAGCUGUGGGCUCCUGACACGUUUCAACUCGCUGUGAUCGAGACCUUUCUGUUUCAGAUGAUGGGUUCCUGGCUGGUACAGGCAGGGUUCAUUCUGUACAAACCAGUCUCUGGCUACCCGUGGGAGGAUGAUAACAUUAGUGACAUCAUGUUUGUUACCACCUUCUUCUGCUGGCAUGUAAUGAUCAAUGCUUUGUGUCUGCUGGGAAUCUAUGGAGUAUCUUCCUUUUGGCAUCGUUGCUACUAUCCUAGCUGGAAGCUGACGGGGUCCAGAGAAGCUCCAUGUUACAUAUACCCCAGGAGACCCCUCUACCAAUUGCUACAGGAAGUGGAGCAGUCAGAGAAAGAUGACCAGGCUCUGCUUUCAAAGAGUUCACCUUGA
Molecule: messenger RNA, 1007 nt
Organism: Capra hircus (goat)
Lineage: Eukaryota; Metazoa; Chordata; Mammalia; Artiodactyla; Bovidae
Gene: TEDDM1
Product: transmembrane epididymal protein 1
Exons: 1
Coding region: 105-1007 (300 amino acids)
Source: RefSeq, a predicted model, not a curated record